GGUUUUUACAGUUUUUGGAUGAUGACCGGCUUUACAGUGUAAACGCCUACACUUUCUUUUAGAACAGACUGAACCAUGUUUCUUACUCUCUGCGGAAGGGGAAGAUGUUUACCAUCAAAGCUGUUAAAAAGUGUGAAAGUUACAUCCUGUCCUGGUCGAACAACCCUACAUGUUGGACGUCCUCUAGUCACUUUGAAUAAAUCUCUCCUUACAACACACAUCAGUCAAUGUGGGAAGCACAGAGUGAAGCCCAAAAGUCAACCUUUGAUUCAGCAUAUAUGUGGGUUCCGCACCAGCCAACAACACCGGGCAAUUUAUCCUCUUUUUUGGGUGCUUUUAAAGCCAGCUUUAAAGAUUUUAACAGUUAUUACCUCCAGGGUUUAUCGACAGUGGUUCAAGGAUUUGCCAAGAUGGAAAAAAAUGAUGUAUGUGUUGAUGUAUGUAACAGGUGUGGGGCUGCCACUCAUACUAGUUUACCAUCUAUACAAAUCCAACCAAGUAACACCCAUUACAAACAGGAAACAGUUUGUCAUCCUUACUCCUGAACAGGUUCUACAGGUCAGCGAGUUUGAGGCAGAACAGCACAUGGAACAGUACAAGGAUAGCAGGUUACCGGCCACACAUCCUCUCUACCAGCCGUUGCUACGCGUUGCUAAGCGACUGUUAAUAGCAAAUCAGGACCUGCCAAUACUGACAGAGUUGAAGUGGAAACUGUCGAUUGUUGAAGAUUCAGCACUCAAUGCUUUUGUCCUCCCAACUGGCCAUGUUUUCUUCACAACGGCAAUGUUAAAUUUGAUUGAAAAUGAGGACCAACUGGCUGUGGUAUUUGCUCAUGAAAUGGCGCAUGCAGUUUGUUCUCAUGCGAUCGAGACUCUCUCCAAGAGCCAGUUUCUCGACUACUGUAUCAUCUUUUUCAUGACAGCCAUCUGGACAAUGAUACCAUCUGAUGGAAUCGCCAUUAUAACUCAGUAUUUCAUGGAAAAAGUCAUGCAUUACACCUUCACUUUGACAUUCAGCAGGGAGUUGGAAGAGGAGGCUGAUGUGGUAGGCCUGGAAAUGGCAGCUAAGGCGUGUUAUGAUGUUCGUGAAGGCAGUGUACUGUGGAAAAGAAUGAUGAUGGUUAGAGAUCUGACAGGAGCAAAAGGUCUUGAAUUUACAUCAACACACCCCUCCAAUGAACAUCGAGUAUCUACCAUGGAACAGCUUAUGCCAAAGGUCAUUGAUAUACGGGAUAAGUGCGAUUGUCCAAAGCUACCCGACAUCGAUCCUCGGAUUCGUGCUAAAGUAAUCCAGAAAAAAGUAGAAAAUGUUGUUAUAGCUCGUAAAGCAGGACAAAAUCUAGCUUUGGUGCCGAUGGUGACAAGCACCGGUAAAAUAGUACAACCACAGAAGUAGAGCACUUGGGAGAGAUACCCAAUAAGUGUGGUACCUUUUAUCAGCCUCGGCGGAUUUCUUGUGAUAUGUUAUGGUAACUAACAUAUGAAAACAAUUUGGUAUAGGGUGGUUCUUAUUAUGCUGUAGUGGUCAUGGUCACAAUGAAAAUAUGAUUUCAUAGGGAAAAUAUUCAAAACUUUUACAGAACCUAUUGUAGAAAUAUGAUAAUGCUAUGCUAUGAAAACUAAAAAAAAAAUCAUAUACCUGGUAAAUGAAGACUAUUUUUGUGCAAAAUAAAUCUUACAAAUCAUCUGUUUUUGAGAAGAUUUUAAAUGCAAACCUAAAUAGCUGUUGAUUGUUCUGAUAUUCUUAAUAAUCCUAGAACAUUAUCCGGUCUGUCCAGAUGUUUAACCUGAAAACGAAAUAUGCAACAUGCACCACAAUCAUAUACUGUACAACAUUGCAUUACGUUCAGUUUUCUCACUUGCAAAUAUUAGUAAGUGUUGAUCAUACCAUUCAUUGUUAGAGGUUUGUCAACAAAAUGGUUUUCUAGACAUAAAGUAUACCUUUGAAUGUUUCUUGUUAUGCAGUUUAGUGCCAGCACAGUGUGAUGUUAUGUAACAUUACAGACUGUGGGAUUUCUACUAGUAACCAUAACCCUUCACCAUAGUAUGUCAUCUAAACAAGGAAUUCUAAUUGUACUGAUGACUCUCUAGCAGAGUGUGAUAUUACACUUUAACAAGAAAGUCUAUGGGAUUUCUACUAGUAACCAUGACCCUUCACCAUAGUAUGUCAUAUCUAAACAAGGAAUUCUAAUUGUACUGAUGACUCUCUAGCAGAGUGUGAUAUUACACUUUAACAAGAAAGUCUAUGGGAUUUCUAAUGGUAAACUUGACCCAUAUGAACCAGAGAGACAUUGCUAUAACAAUCUUGGAGCAGCUACUGUUAUUGACAUGAAUGUGAUAUUUUAAAUGUUUUUUACUAGUAAGUAAAUUAAACCUGUCAUAGACUUAAUUACUAUUUAACAUGUGUCUGGUGUUUGAGUUUGAGAUUUUGCAUGCGAGUAUGUUUUCUUUUUAUUGGUAUUAAUUGAAAUCUACCUCAUGCAUAGACUCAUACUAAUCAAUACAUACACAAAAGCCAACUGAUCACCUACCGUUGAUAACAACUGCCUUUAUAUACCGUUUACAUAUCAAGACCCCCAGUCUAUUACUGCCAUCUUAGGAACACACAAAAAGAUAUUCUUCUAUAUUUUAACAACUUAUUUAUUAAGGUCACCUGUUUAUGAAAACAUUUUGUCUAUAAAGAGCAAUUGUCUUAAAUGACAAAUUGCUUAUUUAGAUCAUUAGAACACAUAUCAUUUACAUUUUGUACUAACAUCUUAAGAAUGUCCAAAAUAGUGUUCUCUUUAUAUAAACUUUUCUUUUAAUGUCACCUAUUAAAACCUUUUGUCUAUAAGAGCACCUGUCUUUAAUGACCAAUUGCUUAUGUAAGACACCUGCCUUUUACUACUAUCUUAAAAUAGUGUUCUCUUUAUAUGAACUCCUUCACCCCUGAAGACACAUUUGAACUCUUCCAAUUCAAAGGUUGGAAUAGUUCAUUAUGAAACUUCAGGGGUGAAUGAGUUUAUCUGUCUAUAAAGACUGAUAAAGACUGAUAAAGACUUCAGACUGCCUCUCUCCCUUGUUGUUAUAGAGAGGUUUUACUAAAGAGUGGGGAUGUUACGUAAGCAAUACUGCUAACUAAGAAAGGGAGAAAACAAAAUAUGUAUUUAAAAGCAGUGAGUUUUAUGCAUGCAACUUCAGCUUUGAUAACUUGAUAUUUCAAUUAUUUUCACGAAUUUAUUUUCACAAAUAUCGGAAAAAUGUAACACCUAUGACAUUACAUGUGUAUGUUUUGAUGUCUUUCUUUGAUCAUAUUUCUCAUUUUCCGUUAUAGUGUAAUUUGCAGUGGUUUCUCUGUGAACUGUAUUUUUUUUUUAUUUUUCAACAAAACUUGCUCAAUUGGUUGAAAGAUAUCAUUUCACAAUGUAACAUCUUUCAUAUUUGUAAAUUGACAUUUUGCCUGAAAUAUUUCCUUGCAAACCGAUGGGCCAAAAUGAAAACAUGUGGCUACAAUCUUGAAGAUAACAAUUAAAUUAUACAUGUAUUGUUGUGUGUGACCUUAGGAUUGAUUGUCAUGUUAUAAUUACAUGUAGUACCAAGGUAUUGGCCAUAAAUAACUCAAACUGUUGUUGGGACGUAAAACGAUACAUAAAAAAACAAGUACCAUAUUACUUGUAUUGCAUGUGAAAAUCUCCAUUUCAAGUGAAAUGUCAUAGAUUUUGUCUUAUUUUAAAUUGGUUUUAAGUAAUCAUGAUACUUUUUUGUUAGUAAUGUUAAUACAAGGUUUUUAUUUCUUUAAUUAAAUACUUAAGACUAUUCAACCAUGUGAACUUGUCUCUGACAAAGAAGCUUGGUUAAGUGAGGGAACACAGGUGAGCUUGUCUCUGAUGAAGAAGCUUGGUUAAGUGAGGGAACACAUGUGAGCUUGUCUCUGACAAAGAAGCUUGGUUAAGUGAGGGAACACAGGUGAACUUGUCUCUGACGAAGAAGCUCCGUUAAGUGAGGGAACACAUUUGAACUUGUCUCUGACGAAGAAGCUCCGUUAAGUGAGGGAACACAUGUGAACGUGUCUCUGACGAAGAAGCUUGGUUAAGUGAGGGAACACAUGUAAGCUUGUCUCUGACAAAGAAGCUUGGUUAAGUGAGGGAACACGGGUGAGCUUGUCUCUGAUGAAGAAGCUUGGUUAAGUGAGGGAACACAUGUGAGCUUGUCUCUGACGAAGAAGCUUGGUUAAGUGAGGGAACACAUUUGAACUUGUCUCUGACAAAGAAGCUCCGUUAAGUGAGGGAACACAUGUGAAUUUGUCUCUGACGAAGAAGCUCCGUUAGGUGAGGGAACACAUGUGAACUUGUCUCUGACGAAGAAGCUCCGUUAAGUGAGGGAACACAUGUGAACUUGUCUCUGACAAAGAAGCUCCGUUAAGUGAGGGAACACAUUUGAACUUGUCUCUGACAAAGAAGCUCCGUUAGGUGAGGGAACACAUGUGAACUUGUCUCUGACGAAGAAGCUCCGUUAAGUGUGGGAACACAUGUGAAUGUGCAUAUCAAAUUGCUCCGAUAUGCACCCAUUUUAUAAUGUCAGGACAGGAAAAUUAGCUUCAUUGUCAGGAAUAAUGACAUAAGCUUUGAGCGGCUUGUUGGUGAGACAUGCAAACGAGGCAUCACAUGUACAUGGCCAGUUAGUAACUUGGGUCAUGUUUAUUCAUAGACACUGAAUUAGACACUAAAGAACAUUCGGUUACAUUUUGAUGUUGUAAAAAAGAUGUAAGCAACACAAGUUUGUAUAUUACUGUGGAAAUAUAAUUAUAUCAGGCCAGAUCAACCUUUAAAUAUUCCCCGAUUUUCUCAACCUCCUCUAUAUAUUCUUAUUCCACCGUAAUACAUUCACAUAUGUUAAAUAUUUCAGUAUUAUGUCUUUUGAAAGUUUAUUUCUCCUGUAUUUACUGUAUGAAACAGUCAGUUAUUUCAGAAUUGGAUAUUGAUUAGCAGAAGGAGGGGUGGGGGUCAUUUUUUGUGGUUUAGUAAGCAUUCUAGUGCUACAGAGAUGCAACAGUUGGACCCCGCACACCUAACGUUCUGCUGCACACUGUGUGGCUCAACAAAAUCUUAUUUACAACCAACAGAAAGUUUUUACAAUAAACUUGGAACUAGGGAAAAUGACUUUGUUGCUCUAGAGAGUUUGUUAAGGAAAUUCAAUUAUGUAAAAUCUCACAUGACAUCCCUUCACCAUGCAAACAAUGAAAUGAACAUUCAUUGUUUUAUUGACAUUACCCAGUGCCAUUCCCAUAUUUCUCAUGUUGUGUACAAUAUAUCCAAAUAACAUGAAUGGUGUUAUUUUAGAAUUAGAAAUUUGGCCCAUUGUACGCAAGCACACUGUUAUUGUAAAAACAGACUAGCACAUUUAUCAAUUUUUCCAGGAGACUCAAUUAAGCUCUACUACAAACAUGAGUUCAUAGUAAACGUCUUUGUUGGAAGUGUGGUUUACUUUUUUACUUUUUCCCUUGUAUUUUUUUUAGAAUAGUUUAAAACUGUUUUAAACAAUUGACCAGAAACACGUGCCUGGCACAGAUACCUAUAGACUGUAUAUGUAAGAUUAUGUAACAUACGCAUGUGCAAACCAUGGGGUGAGGAUCUGUGCCACAACUCUUUGGCUAGAGGUGCUUAGUUCAGCUCUCUGGG
Mizuhopecten yessoensis (Yesso scallop) is the source of this 5656-nucleotide messenger RNA. Its product is annotated as metalloendopeptidase OMA1, mitochondrial-like. NCBI's taxonomy places the organism in Eukaryota, Metazoa, Mollusca, Bivalvia, Pectinida, Pectinidae. The transcript is spliced from 9 exons. Gene Ontology annotation, molecular function: metalloendopeptidase activity. Gene Ontology annotation, cellular component: mitochondrial inner membrane. The record is from RefSeq and is a predicted model, not a curated record. Bases 76 to 1395 code for a protein of 439 amino acids. Gene Ontology annotation, biological process: protein quality control for misfolded or incompletely synthesized proteins; mitochondrial protein processing.